ACAUCAGGUCGCCCGGGCACAGUACGGGGUAGUCUGUGUUAACAUAACAUUUCGUUGCCCAGGCGGUGACUUCUCAUGGAUCGCAGCUUGUUUAUAAGUAGCUGAGCUGUCGCUUUAUUUCAUUGAAAGACCUCCGCCAUUAUAUCGAGAGGUCCCUUUUUGGAAAGUCUGCAAGGUGCAGUAGGCACCUACCCUGCUGAAAUGAGUGGGUCAAAGCCUGACAUCCUCUGGGCACCCCACCACAUGAACAGGUUUGUUGUUUGUGACUCGGAGCUUAGUCUCUACCACAUAGAAUCAGCAACAAGUUCUAACUCAGAAUUGAAAGCAGGGUCAUUGAGACUUUCUGAAGAGACAACUGCAACAUUACUGGCAAUAAAUUCUGACACACCUUACAUGAAAUGUGUAGCCUGGUAUCCAAAGUAUGACCCUGAAUGCUUAUUAGCAGUUGGACAGGCCAAUGGAAGAGUUGUUCUCACCAGCCUAGGUCAAGAUCACAACUCCAAAUGCAAAGACUUGAUUGGGAAAGAAUUUGUGCCUAAGCAUGCACGCCAGUGUAACACCCUGGCAUGGAACCCCCUUGAUAGCAAUUGGCUUGCAGCUGGCCUAGAUAAACACCGAGCUGACUUUUCAGUGCUAAUCUGGGAUAUUAGCAGUAAGUACACUCCUGAUGUAACUGUUCCACUGGAGAAAGUCAGACUUUCAGCUGGGGACAUUGAAAGUUGUGCAGUGGUGACUAAACCACUUUAUGAAUUAGGACAAAAUGAUGCCUGCCUUUCCCUUUGCUGGCUCCCCAGAGACCAAAAACUGCUGUUAGCCGGCAUGCAUCGUAACUUGGCUAUAUUUGACCUUAGGAACACAAACCAAAAAAUGUUUGUCAAUACUAAAGCAGUACAAGGAGUUACAGUGGACCCACAUUUCCAUGACCGUGUGGCUUCAUUCUUUGAAGGUCAAGUUGCCAUCUGGGACUUGAGGAAAUUUGAAAAGCCAGUUUUGACUCUUACAGAGCAGCCAAAACCAUUAACUAAAGUAGCUUGGUGCCCAACAAGAAAUGGUUUGCUAGCUACAUUAACUAGAGACAGUAAUAUAAUUAGACUGUAUGAUAUGCAGCACACUCCCACACCUAUUGGAGAUGAAACUGAGCCUACUAUCAUUGAAAGAAGUGUUCAGCCCUGUGAUAACUGCAUUGCUUCUUUUGCAUGGCACCCAACUAGUCAGAACAGAAUGGUGGUCGUCACACCAAACAGGUCAAUGUCUGACUUCACUGUUUUUGAGAGGAUUUCUUUGGCCUGGAGCCCUACCACCUCAUUAAUGUGGGCUUGUAGCAGACAGUUAUAUGAAUGUACAGAGGAGGGUAAGGCCAGUUCUCUAGACAAAGACAUAGCCACGAAAAUGAGACUUAGAGCUUUAUCAAGGUAUGGCCUUGACACUGAGCAGAUCUGGAGAAACCAUCUUCUGGCAGGGAAUGAAGACCCGCAGCUGAAAUCUCUUUGGUACACUUUGCACUUCAUGAAGCAAUAUGCUGAAGACUUAGAUCAGAAAUCUUCAGGCAACAAAGGAUCGUUGGUGUAUGCUGGCAUUAAAGCAAUAGUAAAUUCAGCCUUGGGGACAACAGAAAGUUUCAAGCACAGUUGGAGUGGGUCGGAGAGGCAGGCAGAUCUUGUACAUUUUACCAGCGAAGAAAGAUGCUUGGCCCUCCAACUCUGUGGGUGGAGAAAAAAAGGAGACGAUUCUGACAUGGGACCAUUUUUUAAUUCAUUAGAACAGGAAGGGGAGUGGGAGAGAGCAGCUGCUGUUGCCCUGUUUAAUUUAGAUAUUCGUCGUGCCAUACAGAUCCUAAAUAAAGGAGCGUCCACAGGAAAAGGUGAUCUAAACCUUAAUGUUGUUGCCAUGGCAUUAUCUGGGUAUACAGAUGAGAAGAACUCACUUUGGAGAGAAAUGUGCAGCACUCUUAGGUUACAGCUGAACAACCCCUACCUAUGUGUUAUGUUUGCCUUUCUCACAAGUGAACCUGGCAUAUAUGACGGAGUUUUGUAUGAAACUAAUAUGGCAGUGAGGGACAGAGUGGCCUUUGCAUGUUUGUUCCUGAAUGACACCCAGUUAAUUAGAUACAUCGAUAAAUUGACCAAUGAAAUGAAAGAGGCGGGAAACCUUGAGGGAAUUUUACUCACAGGCUUGACAAAGGAUGGAGUGGACCUAAUGGAAAGUUAUGUUGAUAAAACUGGAGAUGUCCAGACAGCAAGUUAUUGUAUGUUGCAGGGUUCUCCAUCUGACAUUCUUAAAGAUGAAAGAGUUCAGUAUUGGAUUGAAAACUAUAGGAAUCUGCUGGAUGCUUGGAGGUUUUGGCAUAAGCGAGCAGAGUUUGAUAUUCACCGUAGUAAACUUGAUCCUAGCUCAAAGCCGUUAGCACAGGUGUUUGUGAGCUGUAACUUCUGUGGAAAGUCUAUCUCAUAUAGUUGUUCAUCAGUACCUCAUCAGGGUCGGGGUUUCAGUCAAUAUGGAGUUAGUGGCUCCCCAACAAAGUCCAAAUUCACCAGCUGCCCUGGUUGUCGCAAGCCUCUGCCACGGUGCGCUCUUUGCCUGAUAAAUAUGGGAAAUCCUGUCUCCAGUAGCCCAGGAGUAUCAAAGUCUGAUGAGAAGGUUGAUCUUAGCAAAGAGAAGAAGGUGGCACAGUUUAACAACUGGUUUACAUGGUGCCAUAACUGCCGACAUGGUGGGCAUGCUGGACAUAUGCUGAGCUGGUUCAGAGACCACACGGAAUGCCCUGUGUCGGCAUGUUCUUGUAAAUGUAUGCAGUUGGAUACAACAGGAAACCUCGUCCCUGCAGAAACUAUCCAGCCUUAGAUGAACCUCUAUUUAGCCUUCUGCUGCUAAGCUUCACUUAAAAUGAGAUCAAGAUGGCCACCAGUUUUACAAAUAUUAAACAUGCCCAUUAUUCUCUUGAUCAGUUAUUAGAGGCUCUGUAAAUAUCUUAUCAGUAGAUCAAUAUUACUUUACUGAGGUAUUGUACAGAUUUUUAAAAAUCUUUUUGGCAAGAGCAACCAUUUUUUUCUUUAAUAUAUUUUGAAGCUUAUGGGUAGUGCGUUAACAUUAUUAUUUAAAAAGUAAAAGAAUGUGGAUGCAACAUGAAGUUCAGCUCAUCAGUGAGCUCCAGGUUUCACAAGACCCUUGUUGUACGUUACAGUACAGUUGUGACACCAUAUUGGUUUGCUUUGUGGUUGAAGGUAUAACUUGUUCACAUUGAAAAUGUAAUCUAUCACAUUACAUGUUGUUUUAUAACUAUAGUUAUUCUCAUAAUGUAAUCUUUAGUUGCAUUAACUUUUUCAAGAAAGGGAGCUUGCAUCACCAAGUGUCUGAUAAUGGUGGUGAGAGAAUAUCGUAUGCCCGUGGUCUAUUACCAAUGUGUCCACUUGAUGGGACACUUUUUUCAAAACUUGACAAUGUUCAAUUGAAUAUGAUAACUUGUUUAUUUAAGUAUUGUGUUUCUUAAAAGAGGAGCACAAAAAUAAACAAUAUGUAAAAUAUAAUGGGGAUGCAUUUGAAAUGGUAAUUAUUACAGGCAAGACUAAAGAAAGGGAAUUAACAAAACCAUGAAUUGUUACUGUAAAUGAUUUAAAGCUAUUUAUAUGUAAUUGUAUAUUAAAUAUUACAUACAUAAUAUUUAGAUAAA
This is a messenger RNA of Bombina bombina (fire-bellied toad), 3667 nucleotides long. It is a transcript of the gene MIOS, whose product is annotated as meiosis regulator for oocyte development. Lineage: Eukaryota; Metazoa; Chordata; Amphibia; Anura; Bombinatoridae. Gene Ontology annotation, cellular component: cytoplasm. The coding region runs from base 202 to 2841 and encodes 879 amino acids. Gene Ontology annotation, molecular function: protein binding. Gene Ontology annotation, biological process: positive regulation of TORC1 signaling; cellular response to amino acid starvation. The record is from RefSeq and is a predicted model, not a curated record. The transcript is spliced from 11 exons.